Molecule: messenger RNA, 3769 nt
Organism: Rhododendron vialii
Lineage: Eukaryota; Viridiplantae; Streptophyta; Magnoliopsida; Ericales; Ericaceae
Product: disease resistance protein RPP13-like
Exons: 2
Coding region: 880-3570 (896 amino acids)
Biological process (GO): defense response to other organism
Molecular function (GO): ADP binding
Source: RefSeq, a predicted model, not a curated record
CUUCACUCUAAUUUCCAUGGUAUAGAGUUUCCAUUACUGAAAAUUGUAUCGAAUGCUCGUUAUUAGGGUUAUAUUUCUUGGUAAAUCAUAGGAGUACCAUAUAAUCUGUGAAAAUAAUUUAUCGUUAUUUCGAAAACUGAAACCCAAGCCAACUCAGACUUAAAGUUCACCACUCCUGGGGCUUAAAUGAACCAAGUUACCUGGCUUUGAGUUCAUGUUUGUUCGUGAAAAACUUGUUUAACAUCGAUUUGUAAGUUGAAAUUUGGUAUGGCAGAUGUUAUGUAUACUUGUUGUUACAAUGUUACUGCUUUGUUUUCUAUUUGUUACCACAGUUGGCAAUAAAAAUGCUUUUUGUCUCUUUUUCUCGGUUUUGGCAUUUGAAAAGACUAGUUAAUUUAUUAGAUGUGAAGAAAAGCGGAAUGAUAUAUCAAUUGUGUAUAAACUAUAAUUCUAACACGCCUUUACAUAGGCUACAGGAUUUGAUGAUUAAGAAACUAACUAAUAAAGAAAAUAUGCAUAACAAGGAAAUCAGACUAAUUAGAAUACAUAAAUAACAAUCUACCUAAUUAAACAUGAAACAUAAUAAUAAAACCUAGAAAACUUGGUAACAUAAUAUUCCUAAUAUUAUUCUAACACUGUGAACAAAAAAAAAAAAAAAAACUGAAACACUACCAAACAGUUCUUAAUGAUGUAUAGUUUCCAACUCAUUUGAUUGUCUCUAACUCCAACUGAUUUGAAGUUCUUCUUAAUAAACCUCUAUUUUGUUAUUCAAGUGAUUCAGGGUUAAAAAUAUGCAUCCAAGAUUUUUGUGAGCCGUUGCCAAACAAAAAUGUCGCCAUUGUUUGAGUGUGAGACAAGCAAGGAACAGAAUCACUAAGGAUGGUUGAUUCUGUUGUCUCCUUUGUAGUGGAUAGACUUGGUGACAUUCUCAUCGAACAGGUUGUUUUUUUUCGAGGAGUGAGAGAUGAUGUUGAAUGGUUGAGAGGCCAAUUGCAAUAUAUGUUGUGUUUCUUGAAAGAUGCUGAAGAAAAGCAAGAUAUUGACAAUCGUAUGCACAAGUGGAUAAAAGAUAUCAGAGAUGUUGCAUAUGAGGCCGAGGAUAUUAUGGACAACUUCAUCCUUAAAGUAGAAGCAGGGACUCCAAAGAAGAUGGGGUUAAAAGAUUGCUUUGAGAAGUAUUUUUGCAUUUGCAGCAAACAUGCUAGCCUCAUCCAACAAGCAAAUCUUUAUGGUAUUGGACAGGAAAUAAACAAACUGAAGACCAAGCUCACUCAGAUCGAACAAAGUCGAGUAACUUUCGGUAUAAGAAGUAUUGACGACACAAGAGAAGGGUCAUACCGCAUGAAUAGGAUAGAAAAUAUGCUACGAAAAGAACGCCCAUAUAAAGACAAUGAGCAUGUUGUAGGCUUCAAGGAGGAUGCUAACAAAUUGACAUAUGAACUUAUGAAGAAAGUGAAAGAUCGGUAUAUGAUCUCAAUCGUGGGCACCGGAGGCUUGGGUAAGACAACUAUAGCUCGGAAGCUUUGCAACAAUCUUAGUCGUGCACAAGAAUUUGACUGCUAUGGUUGGGUUUCUGUGUCCGCUGAUUACGAAAUCCAAGAUCUUCUUCGAUCAACAAUAAAAUCUUUCAAAAGGCCGACCACCAAAGUGGAAUUAGAGUUUAUAGAGAACAUGAAAGAAGAAGAUUUGGAGCCUCAUUUGCGUGAUUACUUGAAAGGACAUCGAUAUUUGAUGGUGCUUGACGAUGUAUGGGACGUAAAUGCUUGGCCAAGCUUGAUGAGAGCGUUUCCAGAUGAAAAUAAUGGAAGCAGAGUAAUCAUGACAACCCGAAACAAAGUUGUUGCUCAGGCUAGCAACGAGAGAAUAUAUGUCCAUGAGCUGCCAUUUUUAAACGACGAAGAAAGUUGGGAAUUAUUUUGUAGAAAAGCAUUUCCUAACUACGACAACGAGGUUGGAGAUGAAAAAAGUCAUUGCCCUCCAUGCUUGGAGAGUUUGGCGAGAGAGAUGGUCGGAAAAUGUCGCGGCUUACCCCUAGCCAUAGUCGUAUUGGGUGGUCUACUGCGAAGAAAAGAUCCUGACGAGUGGCCAAAGUUCAAAGAGCACAUGUGGCGCCAUGUACGGGAAGAUGACUCACAUCGUGUUCCAGUUCAACAUAUAUUAGCUUUAAGUUUCAAUGAUUUGCCUUAUCGCUUGAAGUCAUGCUUUCUUUACUUGGGUUUGUUUCCAGAAGACUUUGAAAUUGAUGCACAGAAACUCUGUCGAUUGUGGGAAGCAGAGGGUUUCAUAAAACUUGGCAAAGAAUCUUUUGAGGAGGAGGAGGAGGCGGAGGAGUAUUUGAGAGAGCUAAUUGAUAGAAGUUUGAUUCAAGUAGGGAAAAGAAACUGGAAGAGAAUCAUAAAGUGCCGAGUGCAUGAUUUGCUCCGUGAUUUUGCAAUCGAAAAGUCAAAGGAGCUAAAUUUUCUUCAAAUCUAUGGAGGAAGACUUGCUCCCAAUAGUCGAAGACUAGCCUUUAAUGGUGUACUUCAGAGGUUUGUUUCGUUGGAUAGUUCAGACAUGCAUUUACGAACCCUCUUGUUUUUCAAUUUAGAAAAUGAAGAUUCGAAAACAGCCGAGUUACAGUCCUUAUGUAGGAAGUUGAGAUUACUGAGAGUGUUAGAUCUUCAGCACUUUCAACGCGAUUACAACGAAGUAAGAGAGAAGCAAAGACUGCCUGAUGAAAUCGGGAAAUUGAUUCACUUGAGGUACCUGGGGUUAUGUGGCACCAAUAUAAGUCCUCUCUCACAGUUCAUAGGUAAUUUGCAUGCCUUGCAAACCCUGGAACUGGGUGAAAAUCGGCACAAUGAUCCAAUACAGUUACCUAAUGAGAUAUGCGAAGCAAAGCAGCUAAGACAUUUACUAGGACUUUUCAAGUGGCCGUUUCGAGUGGACAAUAUGAAAAAUCUUCGAACUCUCCAAAAGGUUUUGAUUGAGGACCAGAUGGAAUUUAACCCAAUGGACAUGAUCAACCUUCGCGAGCUUCACGUAUUGUUUUUCCGAAAGGAUAAAAAUAGUUGUACACUAGAUUCUAUUGGUGGAUUAAGAAGCCUCCAAUCAUUGCAGUUAGAAGUUUCAGUAGAGGACAUAAAUCAGAUUCCUGAAGUCCACUUGCACCCGCUCUCUCACUGCAAAUCCCUCCUCCAAUUGAGGUUGCGCGGCUGGCAUGGAAAAAGUUCCUAUCCAGAUUGGAAGUUUUCAAUAGAUUGGAAGCUUUCAAAUCUCAAGUUCCUCAUCUUAUUUCCAAGCUGUGUUACUGAAGAUCCUAUGCCAAUGUUGGAGAAGAUUCCAAAAUUGACUGUUCUCAAGUUGGUUGGUUAUCGUCAAAAGAAAUUGGUUUGCACCGCUGGAGGAUUCCCUCAACUCGAGAUCCUACAACUUAAGAACUGUGAAGUGGAUGAGUUCCAAGUGGAAGGAGGAGCAAUGCCAGUGCUCAAGAGUUUGUCGUUAGAAAAUGGUGGUGUUUCGUUGCCAGAUAGACUACGCUCCAUCCCUGCCCCAGACCCCCCUUUGGAUCCGUAUCUGUGGCUGUUUUGAGUUGAGGCGGCAGGUGUAAGAGGUGGGAUAUUGCAGCUUUGGGUAUUUUGACUUUUUCAUUUCACGAAUAAUAUUGUCUGUUCAAACAAGUGUGCUUAUUUCGCCUUUUUUUUUCAUUGAAUAAGCUGAUGAAGCUUUUUAUUCUAUGUAUGUGUGAGUUCAGGAGCAGUAAAAUGUGUGCACGUUCUUGGUCACCAAA